UGGUCAAGUUGAAUCAGUUGAAAGUCAACAUGAAAUUUGGCUGUGCAACCGUGCUCCUGCUGGCCGCCGUUAUUGGCGCCCAAGCCUCCGUCGACUGGAAGUCGGUCAAGUCGAUGGACAUUGAGGUCGAUGUGCCCAUCUCCCAUCGUGCUGGUGCCCCGUCGGGACGCAUCACCCGCGGCGAGACCGCCGGACGCAAUCAGUUCCCCUACCAGGCGGGUCUGUUGCUCUACGUUGAUGGCGGUGCUGCUUGGUGCGGUGGCUCCUUGAUCAGUGAUCGUUAUGUGCUCACCGCUGCCCAUUGCACGGACAGUCUGACCACAGGUGUGGAUGUCUACUUGGGUGCCUGGGAUCGUACCGAUGGCAGCGAGCACGGACAACAGAUAAUCUUUGUGGAGACAAAGAAUGUGUUUGUUCACGACGCUUGGGAUUCUUCGCUGACCCGCAACGAUAUCUCGCUGAUCAAGCUGCCCGUGCCCAUUGAGUUCAAUGAGCACAUUCAGCCCAUCAAGCUACCCGCCAAAUCCAACACCUACAACACCUAUGCCGGCCAACAGGCUAUUGCCUCCGGUUGGGGCAGGAUCAGUGACUCUGCCACCAGUGCCACCAAUAUCCUGCAAUACAUCAGUGUGCCCAUCAUGAACAACUCCGGCUGCAAACCCUGGUUUUUCGGUGCCGUUUACGAGACUAACAUCUGCAUCAAGACCACCGGAGGCACCUCCGCCUGCAACGGCGACUCUGGCGGUCCCUUGGUGUCGGCUGAGACUGGUGAGCUGAUUGGUGCCACAUCCUUUGGCAGUCCUCUCGGCUGUGAGGUUGGCUGGCCCGGUGUCUUCACCCGUGUCACCUCCUACUUGGAGUGGAUCGAAGAGAUCAGCGGCGUGACCAACAGUGGAUUCUAGAUGCCAAAAUGAUAAUUUGCUUUUAACUUAUAAAAUAAAUGUUUAUUAAAGCUACAAGAAAUAAUAAUCGGA
Molecule: messenger RNA, 974 nt
Organism: Drosophila sulfurigaster albostrigata
Lineage: Eukaryota; Metazoa; Arthropoda; Insecta; Diptera; Drosophilidae
Product: brachyurin-like
Exons: 2
Coding region: 30-902 (290 amino acids)
Biological process (GO): proteolysis
Molecular function (GO): serine-type endopeptidase activity
Source: RefSeq, a predicted model, not a curated record